CUGCAAUUCCAACCCGCUCUCUGAUCCUGUACAAGGGAAGAAGGACGCUCAGUCUCUGCAAUCAUUUGACGAACAUGGCUUCAAACGACAGUGACGCUACUACUUCUCUCACCACUUCCCUGUGGAACAGCUUCCGUCUAGUUCAUCCGCCUGCAAUUCCGGCGGUUCUGGAUUGCCUUCUGGCUUCUACCGGCUUAUCUCCGUCGACCCUUUUCACUUCACUUAUUGAUACUUCUCCUGACUUCACCAAGGGCUUAAGCGAAGGCAACAACUUGGAUUCUGAUCAGUAUAGUUACCUGGCGUCUUUCGUCACCGCACUUUGCCACCUUUUACAGAAACUCGGCUUUAAUCAUGAUGCUCUAAAAUUGUUUAUUUGGAGAGUUUUUCUCCCAUUGAUGAAGGAACUGCAUACUCUUGACCGCGGAUUGCUUAACCAGGUUGCAGAAUCAUUCGUUGUUGUCGUGAUUGAGACAAAUAGCUGGGUAGUUGUUGAGACAAGCCUGGUUCCAUUUUUGUUAAGAUCAGUUUAUCAUUCUUUUGGUAUGCUUCAAAAUGAAGAAUCAGAAAAUAACAUUUUUGGUCGUUUGGAGUUGGAUAAGGAUCACUUUCAAUAUCCAACUUGGUCCCUUCCAAUGCCGAUUUCAUGCCACAUCCUAGCCAUAAUGCUUGAUGUUGCCCUUUCAAACCAGCAAAUAGCUAAAACAGCAGAAUCGAUAGUGGCUAAUGGUUGUGUUGAUGCUCAACAUUUUGCUGGGGACUUGAUUUGGGGUCUUUGCAGUAUGGCUGAACAUAUGCUUCUAGAAAGGUUGGAACACCGCACUUGUGCAAUAAGCUUUCUUCUCCCAAUCAUUUUCAAAGCAUUUGCAUCUCAUCCCUCCUUUGAAGCUAUGAUUAAUGGGAAGGAGUGUACGAUUUCCAGGAACGAUUUCUUUGUGAAAAUUUGGAAGUGCUGUGGAACACUAUUUUCUCUUGGACCUAUAGAGAGAAGAGAUGCCUAUAGUGUACUGUCUCUUUAUUUGUCUUUCUUGACUGGUAAAGACGAAUGUGGAGAUGCUGAUAAAGUUGGACUGGAUAUAAGAGCUGACAAGGAAUUUUGGAAUGUAAUUAAAAGAGGCUUGAUUGAUAAGGAGGGCUCAGUGAGGAAGCAAUCGUUACACAUACUAAAGACAGUAGUGCACAUAAAUGAAGAUGGAGGGGGGCGCUCAUCUGGCGCAUCUGAGACUAUUUUGAACAAAAAACAUUCAACUCCUCAGGGCAUGACAAAGAGGGAAGUGUGGGCUGAAAUGGAAGCCAAGUCACUUGGUGUUGGCAGAAUUUGUAACCCAACUGAGCCUUAUUUGAACAGCCAGCAGAAGUGGGAAGCAUUCGUGUUGCUAUAUGAGAUGCUUGAAGAGUAUGGUACUCACUUGGUUGAAGCAGCUUGGAAUCAUCAGGUAUCCUUGUUGCUCCAAUCUUCUAUCUCACAUGUAAGUUCUGCAAGCUCUGAUGGUGGAGGACUACAUGAAAAUCAACUUGCAAUGUCAGGUGAAAUCUUCAAUUGGUUGGCAAUUUUGUGGGAGCGGGGACUCCAUCAUGAUAAUCCACAAGUUAGGUGCUUGAUAAUGCAAUCAAUUUUGGGCAUCAAGUGGGAGGAUUAUGGAAACUUCGCCAAUUCACUACCGGAAACUUUUGUUCUCGGUUCAUUCUUACUAGCAUUAAAUGAUCCUGUGCAGCACAAAGAAUUUGGUGUAAAAGGAGUAUACUCAUCGAGGACAAUUGAAGAUGCCGCUCAGUUCUUACACCUAUAUGCUAGUUGUCUCAGUCUGAGGAAGUGGAUUUCUUUUCUUUGCAAUUUAGCAUCUACUGCCCGGCAGCAAUCAUUCAGUAGAGCUGGAUUGAUGGGCCUUGCUGAAUGCGUAGCUUCAGCUGCUCAUCAAAUUACGACUCCUGAUAAUGACAAUGAAGCAGAAGGGGAUCAAGAUGCGUUCGACUCGGAAAGUUCUCCUCAAAACGACAAAAUUGUUUUACUUGAUGCUUUGAGGUUCAUUAUUGAGAGCAGCAAACAGCAUUUCAAUCCAAACUAUCGACUCCGAGUUUGUGAGAAAAUCCUUGAGACUGGUGCUUCAGUGGUGUGUACGUUUGAUGUGCCUCUUGAGGUACUAUUGCACUUUAUUUCAAUAUUGCCACGGGAAUUUACUGAUUCUGGUGGUUCUUUAAGACCCAAAGUACAAGAAUGGCUUAUGGGUUGUGGACAGAAGCAAUGCAGUGUCAACUGUUCCAAUAUGGAGUUGAAGUUUUUGAAGAGCCUCCAUGACUUCACCAGCAGGUAUUGUAGUGCUCAUUAUAUGGUUAAUGCAUUUGGUACUUAUGAUGAUGGUGACUUAGAUGCGUGGGAAUCGGAAGCAAAAAGAUGGGCAAGAGUACUUUUUCUUGCAAUCAAGGAGGAGAGUCAUCUGAUACCCAUAUGGACGUUCAUUCGAAAUCAAGUUUCUAAUAUCUGCAGCCAAAAUCAGAAUGUAGAGUAUGUACCUGUUAAGUUUCUCAUCCUCACCUUGAGCUUGGUUAUGGAGCUUCAGAUAAUGCAGGAAAGAACCACUGAAUAUGGUAUCAAGUUCAGAACCAGAUCAGAAUUUGGACUGAUUGAGACGAUAGAUAAACCAAGUUAUGUAGAUGCUGCUACUUUAUAUCAGAGGUUCACCAGUGUUUUCCUUUCCAUCAUGGAGGAGCUAGUCGUGUAUGCGAACUCAUCUUGUUCAGUUUUCUCUUCUAGCAUUAAGGUAGAGGAUACCCUCCCUGGUUCUGUUAAAGGAAAGCUUGGAGGCCCAAGUCAGCGCCGCUUAUCAUCUUCCACCACCACUGAUGUGCUUCAAGCUAUAACAUCUGUGAAGACUGUUGCGCUAAUAUCGUCCUGGUGUGCACAGUUUGAAAGUGGUUCUUUGCUAAAUUCUGCUUUCAAGUUUUUCUGGAAGUUCUACUGGAAUACAAUUUCGUCUUCAGCUUGUGAUUCAGAGACGGGAGCAGAAAUUUGUCUUGCUGCAUAUGAAGCUUUAGCUUAUGCUCUUAGAGCUCUAGCGUCUGUGUCUUCACCUCAAACUCUGGAUUUUGUUACUGACAAUGACAAGCAGUUGCUAUCGAAAGUGGAAGGCAAACCUUUGUUAGAUUCCUUGGUUCUCUCUUUCCUUCAGAAUAUCAACGAUCUUCUUGCAGUUGGAGUUUUGGUACGAACACGACGUGCAGUUCUAAUGAACUGGAAGUGGCUUUGCCUAGAAUCUUUGUUAUCGAUUCCCAGCUAUGCUGUUAACAAUGGGCUGCAUUUAGAGGACCAUAAUACUUUCUUCUCGGAUACAGCUCUAAGAGCUAUUUUUAGUGAUCUUGUUGAGAACCUUGAGAACGCUGGAGAAGGUUCUGUUUUACCUAUUCUGCGAUCAGUCAGACUAGCUUUGGGCCUCUUUGAUAAAGGAAAGUCGAGCUCUCUUGUCUCCUCUUGCAAUGGGGUUGAAGCGCAGUUGAUAUGGAAUUUGGUUCACUCUGCUUGGGUAUUGCAUAUCAGCUGCAACAAGCGAAAGGUUGCACCCAUUGCUGCACUUUUAUCUUCUGUUCUUCAUUCUUCCCUGAUUGCUGAUGAGAGCAUGCAUUCAACUGAGAAUGCACCUGGGCCUCUCAAGUGGUUUAUUGAAAAAAUUCUUGAGGAAGGCACAAAAAGCCCGCGCACAAUUCGUCUUUCAGCACUACACUUAACAGGGAUGUGGCUGUCAAAUCCUAGAUUUAUAAAGUACUACGUGAAGGAGCUGAAACUUCUGUCACUCUAUGGUUCUGUUGCAUUUGAUGAAGAUUUUGAAGCUGAAUUAGCUGAUAAUCAGGAUACAAGGAUUGAAGUUUCCUUAUUGGCUAAAAGCCCCGAACCUGAACUGAGUGAGGCGUUUAUCAACACUGAGUUGUAUGCACGUGUGUCUGUUGCUGUUUUAUUUUACAAGUUAGCUGAUUUAGCUGACAUGGUUGGAACAAACAACGAACGUGGAGACUGCCUUGCUGCUUUGGAAGCUGGAAAACUGUUUCUCCUUGAACUUCUUAGUUCCGUGGUAAACGACAAGGAUCUUUCAAAGGAGUUGUAUAAGAAGUACAGUGCAAUCCAUAGACGCAAAAUACGCGCCUGGCAAAUGAUAUGUGUUUUGUCACGGUUUGUCCGUCGAGAUAUUGUCGGCCAAGUCACACAUCAAUUGAACAUAUCCCUUUCUAGAAACAACUUACCUGCUGUUCGCCAAUACCUGGAGACAUUUGCAAUUAACAUAUAUUUGAAGUUCCCAUCAUUGGUUGGAGAGCAGUUAGUUCCUAUAUUGCGAGAUUAUGACAUGAGGCCACAGGCGCUCUCUUCUUACGUAUUUAUAGCAGCUAAUGUGAUUCUCCAUGCAUCUGAGGCUGUUCAGUCCGAGCAUUUGGAUGAGUUACUUCCUCCUAUAGUUCCAUUAUUAACCUCACAUCACCAUAGUUUACGUGGUUUCACUCAGUUACUGGUAUACCAAGUUCUUUCCAAACUAUUUCCUCCAUCAGAUUUUAAAGCCGCUCCAUCCAUACCUCUAGAAAAGAGGUGCUUUGAGGACUUGAAAACUUACCUGGCGAAAAACUCUGACUGUAUGCGCUUACGAGCGUCAAUGGAAGGAUAUCUAGAUGCUUAUAAUCCCACUCUCUCUGUCACGCCUGCUGGAAUUUUCAUCAAUCGUGUUGAGGAACUGGAGUUUGAAUGUGUGCCAAAAUCUCUUAUGGAGGACGUGCUCACCUUUUUAAAUGACGUGAGGGAAGACCUUAGAAGCUCAAUGGCAAAGGGCUUGGUGACUAUAAAAAACGAGAGUUUAAGAAGUAGUGAAGAUCAUAACUGCAGAGAGAUAUCACAUAAUGAUGAUGGUGAUGAAAAAUCGCGCACGUCACAGCUUAAGGAUAUGGUGUUGGAUUUCCAGAAAAAGAUUACUCUUUCUAAACAUGAGAAAAAGGAUGGUGAAAUUAAUGCUCUCUUUAGCCACAAAGAAAGUUACAAACAACUUUUGGAAAUUGAAAAGGAAGAUCAACUUCUUAAUCAGUUGUUGCAUUCUAGAAGUGUGACUAUGGAAAGAUUUAGAAAGAGUCGACAAGAUUUUAUUCUGGUGGCAUCACUGAUCGAUCGCAUACCUAACCUUGCCGGAUUGGCACGGACAUGUGAGGUGUUUAAGGCAUUAGGUUUGGCCGUUGCUGAUGCAAACAUUGUACAUGAUAAACAGUUCCAACUCAUCAGCGUGACUGCAGAGAGGUGGGUUCCUAUCAUUGAGGUUCCAGUGGAUAGCAUGAAGAUUUUCCUGGAGAAAAAGAAGAAAGAAGGCUACUCUAUUUUGGGAUUGGAGCAAACUGCAAAUAGUAUACCGCUCGAUCAGUACGCCUUCCCGAAAAAGACGGUAAUGGUUCUUGGGCGUGAAAAGGAGGGUAUUCCUGUGGAUAUAAUUCAUAUGCUGGAUGCUUGCAUUGAGAUUCCACAGUUGGGUGUGGUGAGAUCUCUCAAUGUACAUGUCAGUGGUGCCAUUGCUCUUUGGGAGUACACUCGACAGCAGAGAUGUCGAUAGCCCUUCGUCUUGGAACAUGACGAAUACCUUUCGGCUCUAAACAAGGAACAAACUGAACUCAAAAUGCUCGGUGGCGUUGCAGAGUAUGAAAAUCUUUAGACUGUUUGUCCCAAUAGUUGGUGAUUAUCGCUUUUUUUUUUUUUUUUUCCGUAAAAGAGUAGAUCCAGGGAGAACAGGAAAAUGCUGAUGUUAGUAAAGUAAUCAUCAGCUAUUUUGUUUUAAACUAACAUGAGUUUAUAGGAGUUUUUUCGCAAGUUCUUUUAUACUAAUCAUUUAUUUGCA
Morus notabilis is the source of this 5846-nucleotide messenger RNA. RefSeq lists its product as uncharacterized. Gene Ontology annotation, biological process: tRNA methylation. The record is from RefSeq and is a predicted model, not a curated record. The coding region runs from base 75 to 5564 and encodes 1829 amino acids. The transcript has 35 exons. Gene Ontology annotation, molecular function: tRNA (guanine) methyltransferase activity; RNA binding. Lineage: Eukaryota; Viridiplantae; Streptophyta; Magnoliopsida; Rosales; Moraceae.